CGGUUCUACCGUGUCGGGCGACGUGCUCCUGGCGUGCACCGGUCCCACGUUUGGCCUGGCAGACCACACGCAACCCGAGUGGGCUUCGCACACCCUCUCGUUUCAGCACAUGCUGCCCGAAUUACCAGACAGAAAGAUGAGGCUAGCAGACGGACGUAUCACGUUUGACAUGGAGUAAAGAUCAUAAAUACGGCAAAAAUGCAUGCACAUCUACACGGGGCGCGCCCAUGACAGAUUCUUUGUUUUUGCAUAACGGUGCUGCAAAGGUUUUUGAUGCGGUGCAGCCGGGUAUGCGUUGCGCGGAGGUCUACUCUUAAGCAUUACAAAUAGGUCCUGCUGUCCUGCUAGAAGCUUUUUUGUCUUGGAUGCGAAUCCGUGGUUGCAGACUUCUUCCGGGACGCCCCGCGAAUCGCCUCGAACGAGCUUGAUACCCACAUUUGGCGUGAGGAACCCGCUUUGGCGCCCCCACCGUCUCCUGUCCCCGCCCCGGGCGAACGGGGGCUGCACUACGAAGUGCCUGGGGAGACGAGUCAUCGGGCAGUUGUUGGAACGACUACGAGUGAGGCCCACGAAGCCGGGCAUGCGGAAGCAGAAAAUGCAGCGGGGACGGCGGCGCAAGAAAGUCAGCAGCUUGACACCGCGCAGAGCGUAGCUGCACUAUCCCUGUGCCCGG
This is a messenger RNA of Amoebophrya sp. A120, 673 nucleotides long. The record is from the annotation of a GenBank genome assembly. Lineage: Eukaryota; Dinophyceae; Syndiniales; Amoebophryaceae.